AUGAUCGAAUUUGUUGUCACCUGUAUCAGCCAUGACAAUGCUUUACAAUCCUCGAAGAUUGAAGAGAUUCAAGAGAGAAUCAAGUCUACAGUGUCUGGAGAAUUCACAGUGGUUGAAGAAACCAAGGAAUUGGCCCCAAACGCCUAUGAUAUCUAUAUCAAGAGUCAAGAAAACAUCUCACUGAAACAAUUGAAGGAUCAGUUGAGGCAAACGAUAGAUAAUUAUAAUGACGUCGACAUCAUCGUACAAUUGAACGAUGCCUUCCGUCAUAAGAAACUGAUUGUGUUCGAUAUGGAUUCCACUUUGAUCUACCAGGAAGUCAUCGAGCUCAUCGCCGCAUACGCUAACGUGGAAGACAAAGUGCGUGAGAUUACUGAUCGUGCGAUGAAUAACGAGCUCGAUUUUAAGCAAUCCUUGCGUGAGCGCGUAAAGCUUUUGAAAGGUUUAGAGAUUGACCGCCUUUACGAUGAGAUCAAGCAAAAAUUGCGUAUCACAGAAGGCGUUCCAGAACUGUGCAAACAAUUACAAGCUCAUGGCUGUAAGUUGGCUGUAUUGAGCGGUGGUUUCGUGCCGUUUGCCAAUUACAUCAAGGAGCAACUGAACCUUGACUUUGCGAGAGCAAAUGUGCUCGAAACUGACAAGGAAGGUCUUCUUACCGGUGUCACUACAGGCGUGGUUGUCGAUGGCCAAUGUAAGGCAGAAACUUUGCUACAAUUGUGCCAGGAAUACGGUAUUCCGCAACAGGCAAGCUGUAUGGUCGGCGAUGGAGGUAACGACCUUCCUGCAAUGGCAGCUGCAGGGUUCGGAGUGGCUUGGAAUGCUAAACCCAAAGUCCAACAACUAGCACCAGCUAAGUUGAACACCAAAUCAAUGAUCAACCUCCUACAUGUGUUCGGCUACGAACGCAAAUAA
Molecule: messenger RNA, 912 nt
Organism: Torulaspora delbrueckii
Lineage: Eukaryota; Fungi; Ascomycota; Saccharomycetes; Saccharomycetales; Saccharomycetaceae
Gene: SER2
Product: phosphoserine phosphatase
Exons: 1
Coding region: 1-912 (303 amino acids)
Biological process (GO): dephosphorylation; L-serine biosynthetic process
Cellular component (GO): cytoplasm
Molecular function (GO): L-phosphoserine phosphatase activity; magnesium ion binding
Source: RefSeq, a predicted model, not a curated record